This is a messenger RNA of Aaosphaeria arxii CBS 175.79, 756 nucleotides long. Its product is annotated as glutathione s-transferas-like protein. NCBI's taxonomy places the organism in Eukaryota, Fungi, Ascomycota, Dothideomycetes, Pleosporales. The transcript has 3 exons. Bases 1 to 663 code for a protein of 220 amino acids. The record is from RefSeq and is a predicted model, not a curated record.
AUGGCUUUGAAAGUCUACUGUGAUCCAUGUACUAUAAACAGUCGCAAGGUCCUUGCUGCGCUGCAACAGAUGAACGCGGAUUAUGAGAUUCAAUAUGUCGAUUACUUUGCCGGCGAACACAAGAGUGACGAAUUCAAGAAAAUCAAUCCGCAUGCUACCGUGCCGGCGGCCACCGACGGCCCUAACUUGACCCUUACAGAAUCAAAUGCAAUAUUGCAAUACGUUGCCGACACUACUGGGGCCGAAACGAUGUAUCCGAAGGACUUGAAAAAACGUGCUAUAAUCAAUCGAUGGCUACUCUGGGAGGCAUCGGCAUGGUUUCCGUGCUGCUAUGUAUAUGUCAUCGAGAAUUUUGUAAAGCCAAGUUUCUUCAAACAACAACCCGAACAAAAGGCCCUCGACGCUGAAGCCCCAAAAUUCCAUCGUUAUGCGCAUGUUCUAAACGAGCAAUUAGGUAGGACCAAAUGGUUAACGAGUGACACAGAUGUCACUAUUGCGGACUUUGCAGUUGCUGCACCCCUGCAUCUGUACACCGCAUCGAAGAUUCCAUUGGACAAAUAUCCAAACCUGAAGCGAUGGAUGACGGAGGGAAUCGAGCAGCUAGCUGGCUGGGAAAAGACGCAAGGAGCAGUAGACAAGGUCUUUCCGAGACAGGAUGACUGAUCAUAUCGAAACCCUAAAUGUAAGGCACUUUUCAAUCCCACGAGAGCUGUAAGUAUAGCUUGCAAUGCCAUAACUUUGUGCACUUGGUAAAGC